Molecule: messenger RNA, 2974 nt
Organism: Ceratitis capitata (Mediterranean fruit fly)
Lineage: Eukaryota; Metazoa; Arthropoda; Insecta; Diptera; Tephritidae
Gene: ALiX
Product: programmed cell death 6-interacting protein
Exons: 7
Coding region: 150-2666 (838 amino acids)
Biological process (GO): mitotic cytokinesis
Cellular component (GO): endosome
Molecular function (GO): protein binding
Source: RefSeq, a predicted model, not a curated record
AGAUUCAUUAAGUAAAUAGAAUCUGAAAAGAUACUGGAAAAAGAAUUUAAGUCGUCAUCCAACAGGCAAAUCGAACACAGUAAAAAGGUUAAAAAAUUUCUUUUGCAAGACUAUAGACUUUUGUGUAAGAUAUAAAGAAAAGUAGUGAAAUGUCCAAGAUUCUCGCUGUACCCCCAAAGAAGCCGACGGAGGUCGACAUUAUAAAGCCACUGAACAAUCUUAUACAGAGUACAUAUAGUGGAGCAAGUGCUGAAGAAAAGGCUAAAUACUCGGAAGCUGUAAAUGAAUUCUCGAAGCAGCGGAAUAUUGCGAUAUGGAAGUUUUUCGAAAAAUAUGAAUCUUCACUAGAAAUAGUAUAUGCAUACUAUGACCAAAUAUGUUCAUUGGAAACUAAAAUUCCUGUCAACGAGUUACAAAUUCCUUUCAAAUGGAAGGAUGCAUUCGACAAAGGCUCAAUUUUUGGUGGUCGCAUAAGUUUGACCCACACCUCUUUGCUGUAUGAGAAGGUGUGUGUACUUUUCAAUAUUGCUUCAUUGCAAAGCAAUGUGGCAUCUACUCAGGCUCUGGAUAGUGAUGAAGGUUUGAAAGUUGCACUGAAGUUACUACAACAAAGUGCAGGCAUUUUCCAGUAUCUUAAAAGUGCUACUCCAGCAGCUAUACCUUCGGAACCCACACCCGAUUUAAGCCAGGAUACUCUAAUGUGUUUGCAAGCUUUGAUGGUAGCUCAGGCACAGGAAGUCUUUAUUUUGAAAGCCAUAAAAGACAACAUGAAAGACCAAAUUAUUGCAAAGUUAUGUUGCCAAUGCGAAGAGUUCUACGCCGACGUAUUACGUGCAAUGCAAAAAGAAAGUGUACGUAAUAUUUGGGAAAAGGAAUGGAUACCAGCCAUUGCAGGCAAACAGGCUGGUUUUCAUGCUCUAACUCAACUUUAUCAGAGUUUGGUAUGUCGGGCUGCUAAACGGAUUGGUGAGGAAAUUGCUCGCUUGCGCUCCUCUGUUGAUUUGUUUAAAGCUGCACAAACUCGUUCUGGUAAUUCUGCAUAUCUUGAUGAAUUCUUUAGUCGUGCCAGACGCAAUUUGGAAGAAUCCACAAAAGAUAAUGAAUUCAUUUACAAUGAAAUGAUUCCUGAUAUUAGUGCAUUGGCAUCUCCAGGAAAAGCACAGCUGGCUAAAGCUCUACCAUUAUCUUCACCUUUGGCUAGUAGCUUUAAGGAUAUCUUUUCAGAAUUAGUACCAGUCGAAUUGCAUCGUGCUUUGACGGCGUCGGAUAUGCGUAAAAAUGAAAUUGUAAAUGGCGAAAUAAUGAAACUUCGCGAAGCUACACAGACCUUGAAUGGAGUUUUGGCUAGCUUGAAUUUACCAGCUGCUGUCGAGAUCACGGAUGGCGGCAGUGGCCUACCACCUUCACUACGUGAGAAGGCUGUCGAUGUUCGUAGCAAAGGUGGUAUCGAGAGUAUAAACACUUAUCUUAAAGAAUUGCCGGAGUUAUUACAGCGCAAUCGUGAGAUUUUGGAUGAAACAGAGCGCUUAUUGGACGAGGAACGUGAUUCUGAUAAUCAAUUACGUAAUCAGUUCAAACAAAAGUGGACACGCAUUCCAUCUGAUAAGUUAACUGAAAUGUUCCGCGCAAACGCAAAGAAGUAUCGUGAAGUAAUUACAAAUGCAGUCGAAGCUGAUAAAAUUGUUCGUCAAAAAUUUGAGACGAACCAAAAGGGUAUUGAGCUGCUUUCAAUGGCACCAGAACAAAUUCAGCAGGCUAUACCAGCAGCCGGAGGAAAUGUAGAUCCAAACUGCCCCAGUGUACAAAGAUUGAAAGGCCUAAUGGAGGCUGUAGAAACCAUCAAAGCUGAACGGGAUGCAAUUGAGUCGGAGCUAAAGUCAGCUACUUUCAAUAUGAAAGAAGAAUUUUUGUCGGCAUUACAAAAAGACGGUGCAAUCGAUGAACCGGCUAUUUCCUUAUCUCGCAUUGGACAAGUUUUGAAUCCUUUACAAGCACAAGUCAAGGAUAGUGUCGAACGUCAAGCAACGUUGAUUAGUGACAUUCAGCAAGGUCAUGAGCAAUUUGUGACCGAAACUGGUAGUUGCGGAAACUCUCGUGAUAAACUUUAUCAAGAAUUGGCAACAGCUUAUGAUAGCUUCAUUGAACUUUUGGGCAAUUUGAAAGAGGGCACGAAAUUUUAUAAUGAUUUAACUGAGCUUUUGGUCGUUUUCCAAAAUAAAAUAUCCGAUUUUUGUUUCGCUCGUAAAACGGAAAAGGAAGAAUUGCUGAAGGAUUUGACAACAGAGUCUAGCCGUCCAGAAAUAGGGCCCACACCAACAUUACCAUCACACUACUCAUCUACGUCAGGAAAUGAUGUCAGUCCAGCUACUUCAACGCCAUCAGUGCCAGAUGCUCCCGCACCGUCGGCAGCACAAGUGCCUUAUCCACAUCAAAUGCAAGGCAUGCCGAUGCCAUAUGGUGCUACACCGAACAUGCCCUAUCCAACAUACGUUCCACCACCAAUGCCACAGGGAUUUAAUCCGUACGCAACGCUGCCAUAUCCUGGAUCACCCUAUCAAUACAGCGGUUUUCCACAAGGGCCACAGCCCGGUCACUAUGGCACCUAUCCAGGCAGUUUUGCUCAUCAACAGGGUGGUUAUCCAAAUCAAAAACCACCAGGCUGGUAGAUGAAUGAUCCAUGUUAGGAAUCUCUUUCCCUAUCACCACGCCUUGUUAUAUUACUCGUCAUCAUGUUUUAUAAAAAACUUUUUUUUUAGGUAGAUGGAAUGGAUGUUCUGUUUUUAAAAUGUGAAGUUAUACACUUGAAUUGUAUUGUCGAAUUAAUUUUUCUGUUUAAAAUAAUUAUGUAGUUUUAAAUAUCAAGCGUUAUGUAAAAAUACAUACACGUACAUAUAUAAUCGUACACGCAUACCUACUCUUAUAUGUGAAAUUGAUAUCUUCACAGCAAUAAUCAAUAAUAAAAACUGAAAAUCAU